GGAAGAUCGAUAGAGGGCGUGCUUUCAACAAGACGGUCAUAAAGUUGAAACCCUGACGACAUCUAUGCCUAAUACAUGAACAAGUUUUAGCGAACCCGACUUAUUGUAACAGGUGAAAUGGCGAAGAAAAGAGGAAAUGCUGGCAAGAGUGUGCAUAAGAAGAAAGUCAGUGUCACAAAACUGUCUAACAUACGCUCCAGCAAGUCAUCAACUACAAAGCAUGGCAAGACUGUCGGUAAAAGCUCUAAGAGUGGCUCUGGGAAGAAACCCCCGCGAGGAUUCUGGAACAGAGCCAGUCACGCCGCAGGAGUUAAAGCUGGUGUUAUCAAGGAGAAGAAACCCAAGAAGAACGCCAGACAACUGAAAGGAGAGGAUGCUGAGAUAUCAAAGAAUCCAAAGGAGAAAGAACCAGAAGAAGAUGUGGAAGAAGAAGAAGAAGACGAAGAAGAAGAUGCGACAGAAGAUUUCACUGGAGAAGAUCUGGAAUACAUCCAGACAAUGGGAUUUGGGGAAAACUUCCUCUCUAGUGUUGACGACAGUGAACUUCCAACUUCACAGAAGAGCAGCAAGAGAAAGAAAGACGAUGCCGACAACAAACUGCAGCCAUACGAGAUGGAGCCCAGGUCCAUCCCUGUUGCAGCAACAGAUCCACAGCGGAAGAUGAAACAGUUGUUACCCAUCAAACAUGCCAAGGGUUUUGAGUUCAGGUGGGAGGAACGAAAGAACGAAGAGGAGAGAAAAGAAGCGACAGAAGAGGUCGAAGAUGAAGAUGAAGAGACACAUCAAGAUGUUGAAGAAGAGAAGCCAGCACUACCAGCGCUGAGCACCGUGGAGCUAUUCACACUGAGGGAAAGGAAGCUGACACUGAGAAAGCAAAGGAUCGCUAAUCUGUCCCACGCUGUACUGACUGACCCCGAAAGAAACAUCAAUAAAUUGAAGGAUCUACGAAUGAUGCUUGAGGAGAAGGAACGCGAUGUCGUCGUGACCGUUCAGAAGCUUGUCAUGGUGUCAUUGGUUGAAGUCUUCAAGGAUAUUUCCCCUGGAUAUCGCAUACGUGAAUGGGGAGAAAAGGCCAAAGCUGUGGAGCUAAGCAGAGACGUCAAGAAGAAGCGAGAUUUUGAAGAGGGGUUGUUGAAACAAUACAAAGCAUACCUGUCGUUCUUGGAGAAAGCUUGCAGAGGCCACAAGAAAUCAAAGAAGCAAAUCCAACGAGAGAAAGAACAGGGCAAGUCGACCUUUGACCUCCCGGAGAGUGCCAAACGGAGUCUUGCGGAGGUUGCAGCACGAUGUCUGUGCAGCCUCAUGACGAGCUUACAUCAUUUCAACUAUCGCACCAAUAUCAUUAACGUGGUUGUGUCAUUAAUGACGAGUGAACAUGAAGAAAUCUGCAACACCUGUUGUCUAAACGUUCGUACGCUGUUCAAGACCGAUCAUGUAGGAGAAGCAGUCUUGGAUGCAGUUCGCUUCAUCAGCCGACUGAUUCGCAGUCACAAUUACAGCGUAUCUCCUAAGGUUCUCAACACGUUCCUGUCGCUCAAGAUCAAAGAAGUGACUUUACCUGAAGAAGAGGACAAGAAGAAAAAACUCAUUGAGAAGAAAGAGAAACUGAAAAAGAUGUCUAGGUCACAAAAGAAGCAUCAAAAACGUCUUGCAGAGGUUGAGAAAGAACUACAGGCAACCGAGGCAUCGGAGAACAAAAACAAAAGGAAAAAACUGCACACAGAGAUCAUUCAGUCGGUAUUUGCAACCUACUUCCGCAUCCUCAAGAAAGCCAGUAACUCUGUCCUGCUGUCGUCAGUCUUGGAAGGACUGUCCAAGUUUGCUCAUCUCAUCAACAUUGAUUUCUUUGAUGAUUUGGUCAAGGUCUUGUACACGCUCAUAGACUCUGGGGAUUUGAGGUACCGAGACAGUCUUCACUGCGUUUUGACAGCGUUCCUGAUUCUGUCUGGACAGGGCGAUGUCCUUAACAUUGACCCAACCAAGUUCUACACAUUGCUCUACGUAACAAUGCCUCAGGUGCAUGCGGGUGAUAGCAGUGCGGACGCCAGAUUGAUCCUUGAUUGCAUCGAUGCGAUGAUCACAAAGCGGCACAAACAAGUCACGUUCCAACGAGUCUUGGCUUUUCUGAAACGUCUCGCUACACUCGCGCUACAGAUGAUGCCCAAUGGAAUUCUGGGAUACGGCUGUGCGAUACGCAAUAUCAUGAAGUGGUACCCUAAGAGUGACUUGCUCCUUGACAGUGAAAGUUUUGGGAGUGGUAGAUUCUUACCAGAGUUACCCGAGGCAGAGCACUGCAAUGCACAGAGCACUGCAUUGUGGGAACUUCAUCUACUCAAGAGGCAUUAUCAUCCCACAGUCAGAGAGUACGCUCAGCAUAUAACCAAGGGUAACCCACUGACUGGAAUUGGAGCACUGCCUGUUAAUAUCUCCAGAUUGUCAGCCCAGAAGACCUUGAAGGAGUUCAGCCCAGACCAGAUGAUCUUCAAUCCUCCCAUUGAUACCAGAAGAGGCAAGAAGAAAACCGUGGUUGUGAUGAAGGAGCCCGAUUCAGACUAUGUUCAGAAGGACUUUGAUGAGCUGGUCAAUAGGACACUGAUUUCCACACCAGACGUAAAUGACAUACAUAGGUAUCUUGUCACAAAGGAUGACAAAUCGCCCCUAGCUCUGAACUCAGAUCUUAAACCUUCAGUCAGAGAUCUGAAGAGGAAAGGUGGUAGGACAGAUGAACAAACACCGAGGAAGAAAGCAAAGCAUCCAGCUACUAAGAACUUGGGGAGCGGUGGAAAGAAAUGUCGGACAAUUGAAGAGACGAGACUGAAGCGAAGAAAUGGACAAGGUGUUAACAGAUAGGCUAAAGAUUCUCUUGCACUGUCCCUCUGGCUAAUUCAUUUUUACAAUUAGUUAAGUGAUUUCCCUUUACAACCGACUCUUUGCUGGGGCCGAAAGAUUGCUCGAGAAAUCCUUGCUGUAUGAGGAACUUGAGGUACAAAGAUUUAUCAAGUCUUAGAUUAAAAUAAAGUAGUUGUUGCCUUGUGCAAGGACUAGGACUUCAUUCAGUUGUGUGGGAUACAUUUUAACUACAUGUGUAAUUUGAAUCGUGGACAGAUUAUAUUGAAGGUUAGGCGCUGUAUUUCAACUGGAUUGGCUUUUACCCAGAUCUGUUUUACAGGGUUAUUUUGCAAACAUGUAAUACAGUCAAACUCUGAUAAGAAGAGCACUGUUAAUACGACAUCCUGCUUAUAACAAACGAAAUGUUAGGUCCCAAGUCUUUGUGUUCCAUUACUGGUAAUACAAGGUGCCUGUUUAUAACAAGGUAAUUUGUAAACUCCUUAGGACCUUGUAAAGUUGUUCCAGUGUACGUGUACAUGUACAUACAAAAACUGCAAAAGGACGGUUUUGUACAGGCUUCCUAAAUAUUUCCCCUGUAACAACACAAGUAUCAGUCCAAUUCUCUUUAUGAUUUGAGUACCUUCAGUAUAUAAUAAUUAAGGUUCUAUUGCAUAGAGGAUUGAAGAAAAAUAUAGGAUUUCUCAAUCUUAUGAACAUGAAUACAUGUGAAUUCUGUUUUUCACUGAAACAGUAAUAUUCCCCUUGAAGCUUGCAAGUUGGUGUAAUUUAAACAUCGUAUAUAAACAUUGACAAACAACAUGUAUUUGUAAAUUGCUAUUUGGUUGAAUUUAUUUAAUAAACACCAGACUUUUAUGGUACAGAAGAAAGGUA
Patiria miniata (bat star) is the source of this 3720-nucleotide messenger RNA. It is a transcript of the gene noc3l, whose product is annotated as nucleolar complex protein 3 homolog. Gene Ontology annotation, biological process: DNA replication initiation. Gene Ontology annotation, cellular component: nucleolus. Gene Ontology annotation, molecular function: chromatin binding. The record is from RefSeq and is a predicted model, not a curated record. The coding region runs from base 118 to 2850 and encodes 910 amino acids. The transcript has 17 exons. Lineage: Eukaryota; Metazoa; Echinodermata; Asteroidea; Valvatida; Asterinidae.